AUGUGUUUCACCCCUCUGCCCCUCCAACCAGAUGAUACAAACUGUGGUGAUGUCCUGACCAAGAAGAAACUCGACCCACACAGGAAUCGUUGUCACGGCGCAACUUUCACGUGUAUUGACUGCAUGACCUAUUUUUACGGGACUGACUACCGAUCUCACACAACUUGUAUGACCGAGGAACAAAAGUACCAGGGAGCUUUGUACAAACCUAAGAAACAGAAGUCCAGUCAUCCCGAACCCGUGGCAGCACCAGGACCGGUACCAAAGAUGGCACAGCGCGCAUACGUUGAAGAUGUCACAGAGGAGUAUGAGGCUUACCGCGACUAUGAAGUCCAUGAUUCCGACGACAACAGGUCGGCGGCCGAUUUCCCACCAGAGGCACCUACGCCGCCGCCUGCUGUCGACAACAGUGUAAAUGUGUUCGACUUCCUUGUUGCAGCUACCCCAACUGCCUCCAACCUCAACUUGCCGGCCAGCGCUGAGGAGACACAACUCGUACGCUAUGAGAAGGAAGAGACAUCAUAUGUCGACCCUGAGGGCUACAUGGUUGACGAUGAGGAUAUGGUACAAUAUGGUGCAGGUCCUAUCCCUUCUCAAUACCAGACACCAGCACCGAAAACCAGCAAGAAGACCAAGGAUGGCGACAAGAAAGAUCGAAAGCGCAAGCGACUACACAUUGAGACCAACAGCCCCUUGGCUAUUGACAACGGACCUGGCGAUGCCGAGAUGACGGAUGCGCCACCCCCGGAGCUGCACUCUGGCCUUACUGGAGGGCUCAAGGGGCUCAUGCGACAAUCGCAGUUUCCACCUUCGCCCGAUUACUCAGGUGGUGAUGGCGGUGAGAAAUCUCCUUCCAGCCCGAUCAAGAAGUCCAAACAUCACAAAUCGAGCAAGCCCAGCAGAACAGAGAGCUUCGGUAGCAACUUGAAGGCGUUGAUGUCAGGCACAUCGAAGACAACAACCAAAGUAUCCAAAAAACGAAAGCACUCCUCGGAGCGAAAAGAAAAGAAGAAGCGUCACCACAAGUCAGAUGGCGAAAAGGCACCCAAGUUAAUCGAGUACCGACCUCAGACAGCUGAUGGCAAGGAGACUGAUGGCGCACUGGUUGUGUACAAGCCCCGGUCCGAGCUGUUCCUUGGCAUGUGCACCAAGGGCCCGGAAAGCGAGCGCGGCUAUAGCAUGAACAAAGCUUUAAAGCGCUUCCACCGCGAGCGGGAUCAUGCCGAGUCCAGUCUCGGCAAGGUCAUGGAGGAGAAGGAACUAUGGCGAUCGCUGCGGAUGCGACGUAAUGACCGGGGAGAAAUUGUACUAUUCUCCGUCUAA
This is a messenger RNA of Truncatella angustata, 1323 nucleotides long. RefSeq lists its product as uncharacterized. The record is from RefSeq and is a predicted model, not a curated record. NCBI's taxonomy places the organism in Eukaryota, Fungi, Ascomycota, Sordariomycetes, Amphisphaeriales, Sporocadaceae. Gene Ontology annotation, cellular component: nucleolus. The transcript has 3 exons. Gene Ontology annotation, molecular function: DNA binding. Gene Ontology annotation, biological process: rRNA processing; negative regulation of transcription by RNA polymerase II. The coding region runs from base 1 to 1323 and encodes 440 amino acids.